GUUGCACAACGCCAUCUUUAAACCCCACAAGAGGCCAGCUACAGUUGUACACCGGGAUGAAAAACACUAUCCCUCUACAGCGGGAUAUAAGUUCAGAUCGUGGACAUGGUGUGAUCUUUCCCCGGUUGAGUCAUCUAUAAAGAUCUGCUCGAUGGGACUGUGAAGGAGAAGGUCACAGGAUACAGUGAGAGCCCUUAAAGUGUUGUUAUCACAGACAGACAACAACAAUAGACGGAAAGACAACAACAACGGACUAGCUCGCUAGCUCGCCCGCUAGCAUCUUGCCAACCGCUGCGCUGUUUUCAAACGCUAACUGAAAGCUAGCUAACGUGAGCUAACUUAAUCUGCAAAUCUAUCCGUUUGCGCUGACAUUUAAACCGGGCGUUGCUCGUAGCUGGUACUGGGUAUCAAGCUACAUCAACCAAGGCAGACAGCCAUUCCUUGCCCACAUUUAAAAAACCCAUUUCUACUGACAUUUGUGUUGUGGCUUUAGCUAGCUAAAAAAAGAGCUAAGUCCCGACUUCUCCCCCUCCCCAGCGGCCCGGCCGGAGAUGCGUGGAAGAUGUCGGUGUCGGGGCUGAAGGCCGAACUGAAGUUUUUGGAGUCCAUUUUUGAUCCAAAUCACGAACGUUUCAGGAUCAUUGACUGGAAGCCUGAUGAGCUGAGCUGCCAGUUUAAUGUGACUGGGGAAAAACUGUUAAUAAUCCACUGUAAUAUAACGGAAUCUUAUCCAUCUACGCCGCCAAUAUGGUUCGUGGACUCUGACGACCCGAGCUUGGCGCAAGUUUUGGAGAGGUUGGAAGAUGUGAGAAAAGGCAGCACCCUGCUUUUGCAGCAGUUGAAGAAACUCAUAUGUGACCUCUGUCGGCUGUACAACCUUCCCCAACAUCCAGAUGUGGAGAUGCUGGACCAGCCCCUGCCUGCGGGGCCCGUGGCUCCAGACCGAAAGCAUGGGACAGAAGAGGUCACAUCUGAAGAAGAAGAGGAAGAAGAGAUGGGAGAGGACAUAGAGGAUCUGGACCACUAUGAGAUGAAAGAGGAGGAGCCUGUGGAUGGGAAGAAAUCUGAGGACGAUGGCAUCGAGAAGGAGAAUCUGGCCAUCCUGGAGAAGAUCCGAAAGAACCAGAGGCAGGACCACUUAAACGGAGCGGUGUCUGGAUCUGUGCAAGCGUCUGACCGUCUGAUGAAGGAGCUCAGAGAGAUCUACAGGUCUCAGAGUUACAAGACAGGCAUCUAUUCAGUGGAGCUUGUUAACGACAGCCUGUAUGAAUGGCACGUCAAACUAAGGACAGUGGAUCCAGAUAGCCCCUUACACAGUGAUUUACAAGUCCUAAAGGAAAAGGAAGGAAUGGAUUACAUUUUACUGAACUUCUCAUAUAAAGAUAACUUCCCUUUUGACCCACCGUUUGUCCGAGUGGUCUCGCCUGUGCUGUCCGGAGGGUAUGUUCUUGGAGGAGGUGCCCUGUGCAUGGAGCUUCUCACCAAACAGGGUUGGAGCAGUGCCUAUUCCAUUGAGUCUGUCAUCAUGCAGAUCAAUGCCACUUUAGUCAAAGGAAAAGCCAGAGUGCAGUUUGGAGCCAAUAAAAACCAGUACAAUCUUUCCAGAGCACAGAACAUUUGA
Molecule: messenger RNA, 1621 nt
Organism: Notothenia coriiceps (black rockcod)
Lineage: Eukaryota; Metazoa; Chordata; Actinopteri; Perciformes; Nototheniidae
Product: ubiquitin-conjugating enzyme E2 Q2-like
Exons: 14
Coding region: 563-1621 (352 amino acids)
Source: RefSeq, a predicted model, not a curated record